This is a messenger RNA of Aspergillus neoniger CBS 115656, 981 nucleotides long. RefSeq names its product RTA1 domain-containing protein. Gene Ontology annotation, cellular component: membrane. Lineage: Eukaryota; Fungi; Ascomycota; Eurotiomycetes; Eurotiales; Aspergillaceae. The transcript has 3 exons. The record is from RefSeq and is a predicted model, not a curated record. The coding region runs from base 1 to 981 and encodes 326 amino acids.
AUGGCCUCAGAAUACCGCCUCUACGAAUACACACCCUCCACCGCCGCCGCCAUUACAGCAACCGCCUGCUUUGGCCUCAUUACAAUAUGCCAUCUAAUCCACUACUUCGCGCAGCGAACAUGGUUCUUUAUUCCGUUUAUAAUAGGGGGGAUAUUCGAAACAACCGGCUACACAGCCCGCAUAAUCAACAGCCAACAACCGCCUCUCCAAUGGACCACAGCACCAUACAUAAUGCAAGAGCUGCUGCUGCUCCUCGCUCCAUCUCUCUUCUCAGCAUCUAUCUACAUGGUUCUAUCCCGGAUUAUCCGCGUAUCAAAGGGGGAGGAGCGGUCACCCGUGCCAGCUCGUUGGAUAACGAGGAUUUUUGUUAUCGGGGAUGUGGUUGCCAUUUUGGGGCAGGCGACGGGCGGAGGAAUCCUCUCCCAAACAUCAUUCUCAACGACCUCCUCGAAAUCAAACACAUCCCGCCAGAAACUCGGUAACUGGAUAAUCAUCGGUGGAUUAAUAGCACAAGUCAUCUUUUUUGGGCUAUUCAUCCUCGCUUCGGGGGUGUUUGAUGCGCGAAUGAGCAAACGUCCAUACCCGCCGCGGCGGACGCGCAGUAGACACCGUCAUCAUCAACCUCGUCGUCGUCGCUUUCCCCCAUGGCGACAGUUGCUGAGAGUGCUGUACAUCGUGGAUAUUUUGAUUAUAGCGCGCUGCAUAUUCAGGGUUGUGGAGUUUGCGCAGGGAAGGACUGGAGUGCUACAGAGGAAGGAGGUGUGGAUGUAUGUGUUUGAUGGGUUGUUGAUGUUUUUGGUUAUGGUUUUGUUGUUGAUUUGGCAUCCUAGUAGGCUUGGGUAUUAUUAUGGGAAGAGGGAGGGGAGGGGGGAGGAUGUGGAAGAGGGGAAGAAGAGGAGAAAGAGAAGGCAGAGGAGAGAGGGGGGGGGGUCGAGCCAUCGGAGGACUAGGGAGUGGUUUGAAGGUGGGGGUGUCAUUUGA